AUGAGAAACCCUGACUAUAUGUUACCUAGCAAACUGACAGACAUAGUAAACGCUAUGUCUUCUCGAGGAGAGCUACCCCUGGAGCUGGCUCUGCGAGGACGUAGUUCUUCGAUAGCUAUGACUCUACUGCAACAUUCCGCAGAUGCAGACGCUCGUGGUCCACGAGGAAGAACGCUUUUACACAGAGCCGUUGAUGCCCGUGAUGCAUUUUCCGCCAAGUUUCUUGUGGACAAUGGAGCUGACCCAAAUAUUAUAACAAAAGACGAAGGCGACACGGCUCUACAUUUAAUUGCAUCUUUAACGUCAAGUUCAUGUGACGAAGAAACUAUGGAUCAAAUGGCUGAGAUUGCUGAAAUUAUGGUACAAAAGGGCGCGGACAUCAAUAGACAGAACAGGAAAGGAUUCACACCACUCCAUCAAGCAGUAAUAGCGAGGAACCAAAGGAUAUUUGAUAUGCUCCUCAAACAGCCUACCUUAGACACGAAUCUUCGUACCCUGACAGACGAACAUCCACCGCUCUACUACGCCCUUGUCGAUGAUAGGCGAGCCUCGAUAUCUUCUAGUGAAACUUUAGUUAUGAACGGCUCUAAUCCAUUCGAUACUCCUGUCACAAAUAAGAAUGCCUUCACAGAAGACCCAGUGGAGGGGAAAACGGAAGGUGUUGUGGAAAGAGGUUUCGCUGCUAAGCUUCUAGAGAAAGGCUGCCAUCCAAAUCCAUUAUAUACAGGUUCUGGAGAUAGUUUACUCCAUAUUUUGGCACAGGGUUGGUUUGAGGAAUCAGCCGUAUUCUUAGUGUCUCACCUAAACAGUGAGUUAAACCACACAAACGAAGCAGGUAUGACGGCUCUUCACGCGGCAUGUGCCAAUGGAUUAGCGCGUCUAACUGCUGCCUUGCUUGAACAUGGCGCUCGACCGAAUAUACAAACCGCGUAUGGGGAACAGGAGGAUACUGUCUAUAGGCAAACACCUCUUCACUUGGCUGUACUAAACAAUCAUGAAAGUGCAAUGCUAGCCAUCAUCGAACAAAAGAAGCUCGUCGAUCAGGGCGACAUGCCCGCUACUGACCGCAGCAACGUUAACCUUACGCCUAAUCUUAACUUGAAGAACUCCGAGGGUGAUACUCCUGUCAGUCUUGCACUCACUGAAGGUCACAAAAACCUUGUAAAUCCCCUAAUCGAGGGUGGCGCUGACCCAAACAUCCGCAAUGGAAAAGGCUUCACUUUACUUCAUCAAUCCAUUGUAGAAGAGGACUCCAGAACUGCUAUAUUCUUACUUGACCAUGGAGCUGAUAUGAAUGCUUUAACGGAAGCAGGCGAGACUCCUCUACAGCUCGCCAUUCACUGUCGCCUUGGUUUAGUGGUGGAAGCUCUUUGUGUGCGUGGUGUAGACAUGAGUAGACUCGAUGCAAAUGGAGUACCACCCCUUUGGGCAGCGCUUGAUUCUGGUCAGGAGGAGGUCGCCAGUAUCCUGGUGAGGAACGGAGCUGAUGCUGAUUGUUGGGGCCCAGGGCCUGAUGGAAGCUUACAAACAUUAUUACACAAGGCAAUAGAUGAGAAUAAAGAAUCACUAGCAAUGUUUUUGAUUCGGUCGGGGUGUGACGUAGAGUCACCGCGACGUCUAGGUCCUCAUGGAGAAGGCCACGAAGUCGCUUCAGAAAAACAUACACCACUACAUCUUUGCUGUACUUGGGGCCUUACUGACGUCAUACAGACGUUGUUAGAACACGGUGCGAAUAUAAACUCUAAGGACUCUGAAGGAAAGACUCCUUUGCACAUUGCGAUAGAAAACCAACACGCGGGGAUUAUUACACUACUACUGUCGCAGCCGGGCAUCGAACUGUCCGCACGAGACAAUAAGGGCGUGUCGCCGUUUGCAGCUGCCCUCACUGCACGGAACAAUAAAGCAGCUCAAGCUAUAUUGGAGAAAAAUCCAUCAGCUGCUGAACAGGUAGACAAAAAAGGUCGUAACUUUCUUCAUGUGGCCAUCCAAACGUGUGACGUUGAAAGCGUCAUGUUCCUGUUGUCAGUAGAAGUAGAUGUGAACUCUCGAGUGCAAGACGCGUCGCUUGCUCCUCCGCUGCACCUCGCCGCCGCCGCCGGACAUGAAGUUUUAUUGAGGAGUUUGUUGUUGGCCGGCGCCAGGCCCAACGACAGGGAUGCGCACAAACGCACGGCCCUGCACGUGGCGGCGGGCGCGGGUCACGAGGCCAUCGUGUCGGCGCUGGUGUCGGGCGGCGCGGAGUACGGCGCCGUGGACGCGGUCGGCGACAACGCGCUGCACGUGGCGGCGCGCGAGGGCCACGCACUCGCCGCGCGCGCGCUGCUGGCCGACACCGACAUCGACGCCGCCGCCACCAACCUCAAAGGUAGAAAUCCCUUACACGAGCUGUGUUGGUGCAAGAAAGAUAACGCGGCGACGAUAUGUGAAAUAUUCCUCGAGUUUAUGCCAGACUAUCCAAUUAAUAGGACUGACCUUCAAGGUAAUACACCAUUACUAUUGGCUUACAUGAAUGGCCAAGGAGCAAUGUGUCGCGUACUAGUUCGCGCCGGAGCGUGUCUGGCUCAAGAGAAUAAGGACGGGAUAUCUAUAUUUAAUUAUCAGGUAGCCACGAAGCAGUUACUGCAUAGGCUAUUAGACGUGCUGCCAGCAGAAGCUCCGUGGGCAGAAAGCGACCUCUGCCAGGAAUGCGGUACUAAGUUCACACUCACCAUGAGGAAACAUCACUGUCGACAUUGCGGGCGCAUGCUGUGUAAUAAAUGCUCGAGUCAAGAUGUUCCCAUACUGAAGUUCGGCCUCAAUAAGCCACAACGAGUUUGUGAAAUAUGUUUCAAUGUUUUACAGGUUGGCGCGAGUUAG
Molecule: messenger RNA, 2856 nt
Organism: Arctia plantaginis
Lineage: Eukaryota; Metazoa; Arthropoda; Insecta; Lepidoptera; Erebidae
Source: the annotation of a GenBank genome assembly